This is a messenger RNA of Arachis duranensis, 1044 nucleotides long. RefSeq lists its product as uncharacterized. The transcript has a single exon. The record is from RefSeq and is a predicted model, not a curated record. NCBI's taxonomy places the organism in Eukaryota, Viridiplantae, Streptophyta, Magnoliopsida, Fabales, Fabaceae. Bases 1 to 1044 code for a protein of 347 amino acids.
AUGGAAGAUGGCGAGUUUAGUGUCGGAAUGGAAUUUGGUUCGAGAGAGUCAGUGAUAUCUGCAAUCAAAAGCUACACCAUCUCUAGAGGAGUUGAUUACACUGUGUAUGAGUCUGAGCCGCAGACAUUCUAUGCGAAAUGCAAGGGGUAUGGUGCCGGGUGCGACUGGCUUAUCCGAGCUAGCUUGAUUCGAAAAAAAGCUUGUUGGGAGAUCAGGAGAUACAAUGGGAAGCACACGUGCACCAUGGGCACGAUUUCACAAGAUCAUGCCAAGUUGGACUCAGACACAAUUGCAGAUGCCAUUAGGCCGUUGGUCGAAGCAGACCAUUCGAUAAAGGUGAAGUCCGUUAUUGCAGAAGUUCAAGGCAGGUUCAACUACACUGUGAGUUACCGCAAGGCUUGGUUGGCAAAGCAGAAAGCUGUCGUAAAAGUUUUUGGUGAUUGGGAAGUUUCUUACCAGACUCUGCCAGUGUGGUUGAAAGCAAUGACAGUGAAGAUGCCAAGGUCUCGUGUUCAAAUUAAAACGCUCCCCGUUUACCGUGAAAGUGAGGAGGUUCAAGGUGUGAGAGUUCUGCACUGCGUUUUUGGGAGCUUCUAUUCGAGUAUUGUAGCAUCCAGACACUGCAAGCCACUGGUGCAGGUUGAUGGCUCGCACCUGUACGAAAAAUAUAAAGGUUCACUUCUGGUAGCUGUUGCACAGGAUGGGAAUCAAAACAUUGUGCCUAUUGCAUUUGCAAUUGUCGAGGGCGAGACAGCAGACGCGUGGGAGUUUUUUCUAACCAAUUUACGGAGAUAUGUUGUUACCAUUGAUGGUGUGGGUAUUAUUUCUGACCGCCAUACCACCAUUGACGCUGCAAUAGCUCGCAGUAACGGUGCAUGGUCACCACCAAGGGCGUGGCACAUGUACUGCAUCAGCCACAUCGGGUCCAACUUCUUAAGGAGGUUCAAGGCUCCAUAUUUGCGUAAACUCGUGGUCAACACAGGUAUUUCAACUUGCUAUUAUGGUUCUAUUCAUAGUAAAUUUGUGGCACCUACUUAUAAUUAA